AUGCCAAAAGUAAAUUAACUCAAUGGAAUUUCAUAAAAUAAUAGCAAAAAUUAGAAUAAUUAUUCGAACUAGUAAAAUGGAUAAACUUUAAGUAAUAGAAUUGGCAAUUCUUAUGAAAUUGAUUGUGAGAGAAAAGAUUGCAUGAUAGUUAAAUUAAAUGGAAUUCAGAUGCAACAUCAAUUAAUUCUUUUAUAAAAAGAUUUAGAUAAAUAUAAAGCUUUGUAUUUAAAUGAAAGAAAGAAAAUGAAUGAUACAUCUAAAGAAGUUGAAGAAAUAAUAGAUGCUAUUUAACAAAAAGAAAAAGAUAUUAAUAUUAAAGAGAUGCAAUUAUUGGAAUUCGAAUAAACUUUAUUAUAAAGAAAUCAGGAUAUUAAUGGCUAAAGGGAAUCUUUAGAUAAUUUAAAGAAAAAAUUAAUUGAAUAAGAGUCUUCAUUAGCAGAAAAAGAAAAUUCAAUUAAUUUUUAAUCUAAAAAUUAAACUUAGUUAAUUGAUGAUUUAAAUAACUUAAAAACCAACUUAGAAUCUUCAGUAAAGUUUUUAGAAUAAAAAGAAUCACAAUUAUUUGCCACUCUUCAAAUGUUGAAUUAAUAAGAAUAAGAAGCUUUACAAAGAGUUGAACAUAUUAACUAAUUUAUUUAAAAUUCAGAUUAACAUUUUUCUAUGAUGGAAUCAAUCGAAUAAUUAUUUAAGCAAAAAAGCUUGAAUAUUGAUAAUGUUAAGUAAUCUGUAAUUUUUAAAUAAGAAGAACUAUAAAUGUAUGAAUAAUAAUUACAUUUGAAGAGUGUUUGCGCAUCUUUGAAUGAAGCUGCUUUUAGGAAAAAAGUAGAGUAAACUGAAAAAAUAAUUUUAAAAACACCUACUUAACAAUCAAAUAAGAAAAGUGAUAUGAUAUCCAAUAAAUGUAAUACAUUUUCAAACUAAAAAGUUUAUAAAAUUUAAUAGAAUAAACUUAUCUCUACAAUAAGUAGUAGAGAAAAUAGUCCAAUAUCUAAUAGAGAUUCAUUUAAAAUAAUUAAAAAACCUUAUAUCUAAAAUUCGACACCUAUGCAGGAAAUAAAUAAUUUCAACAUUAAAUUUGACACUAUAACAUAAAAUUGA
Messenger RNA from Paramecium sonneborni, 1098 nucleotides. NCBI's taxonomy places the organism in Eukaryota, Ciliophora, Oligohymenophorea, Peniculida, Parameciidae. The record is from the annotation of a GenBank genome assembly.